CUCGUCUUAUCUUUGCAACCAUGGACCUCGGACUGGAACGUGUCACUCAUCUGCUCGAGGCACUUGCCCCUGCUGUCAACAGCUCAUCCCCAUCAGUAACCUUGCAUCCGCUUCCACCACACCUCGCCUUUCCCAUCAUUCAUGUCGCUGGCACCAACGGCAAGGGAUCGAUCUGCGCGUACCUGUCGUCGAUCCUCCAGGCGUCUGGUUACCGCGUCGGUCGAUACAACUCACCUCAUCUCAUCACACCCAGGGACACGAUUCAGAUUAACAACCAGCCGAUCUCAGAGGCCGAUUUUCAAUAUGUCAGCAAUAUCGUUAAGCAGAAGGAUUCACAGCUGGGCUUAAAGGCGACCUCAUUCGAGUUGUUGACCGCAAUGGCGUUUUAUUGGUUCGCCCAUGGUCAUGAUGGCGAUGGUCCUCAGUCGGGACAGGAUCCUAGUGAGAACCAGGGGGCCGUGGAUAUUGCAGUGAUCGAGGUCGGCGUGGGUGGUCGAUUGGACGCGACAAACAUUGUUCCUAGCCCGAAGGUCUGUGUGAUAGCGUCCAUUGGAAUGGAUCACGGCGCUCUACUAGGCAACACAAUCGAGGAGGUCGCGUCAGAGAAGGCGGGUAUUAUCAAGACAGGAACUCCUGUCGUCAUUGCACCGCAAGCUGAGGGACAGAGGGUGUACAAGGUGCUGGAGGAGAAGGCGUUGGCUGUGGGACUGUCACCGGAUCAGAUCAUCAAGGUGCAGGCAGCUCGUUGGACCGAAGCACAGGACGAUCCAGCUUCGUCGGGAACAACCAUGGCAGCAGCAGCAGCAGUGGGACAUUGCGCAGUUCUGGAGGACGGAUUCAAGUUCUGGAUUCCACUGCUGGGUGAUUUUCAAUUGGAGAAUGCAGCGGCUGCCAUUGCCGCGAUCCGCGUCUUGCGAGAAGUGGGGAAUGAUGGCCAUGGAUAUGAGUCAUGGAACAAGAAGAUUACAGACGAUACGAUUCGACAAGGCAUCAGGAACACUGUUUGGCCAGGGCGGUUACAAUGGAUCGAAGGCCCAAAUGCUCCAAGAGAGGUCCAGGGAAGAAUACUAGUGGAUGGAGCUCAUAACCCCGCGGCAGCCAUUGCACUGCGCUCCUUCGUGGAUGAACACAUUACAUCGCUGAGUUCAGGUCAUGACUCGAGACGGAUACAUUGGAUCAUGGCGUUUACAAAGGGCAAGGAUAUUGAGGAGAUGUUUGAUGUUUUAUUCUCUGUAGGAUCCAGUCAUGUCCAAUCUGGACAGGAUACAUUCUCAGCUGUGGAGUUUAGUUCGCCCGAGGGUAUGCCCUGGGUAUCACCUAUUCCUGCACAGGAAGUUUGUCAGCGAUUACAGCGGCAACAGGAACGUGUGCAUGGCGAAGGGAAGGGCUGCCUCGUUGUCCGUGAGUUUGGAGCGGAUCUGAGGGCGGCUUUGGAGAGGGUUGGGAGGGAUCGACAGGCUGGCGACGUGGUUGUACUCUGUGGGUCACUGUACUUGGUUGCAGAUCUCUUUCGCUUAUAGCCAAAUAAAGGAAUCAGAGACGUAACACAAAGAUGAGCGCGACAAUCUUAGUGGGCGAAGUGCGUGACCUGCAGUAGUGGUGCUCGAUGGCAUCCACUUCUCUCGUCUUCAA
Gamsiella multidivaricata is the source of this 1632-nucleotide messenger RNA. RefSeq names its product Mur ligase. The transcript has a single exon. Gene Ontology annotation, cellular component: mitochondrion; cytosol; cytoplasm. Gene Ontology annotation, biological process: folic acid-containing compound biosynthetic process. Gene Ontology annotation, molecular function: ATP binding; tetrahydrofolylpolyglutamate synthase activity; dihydrofolate synthase activity. Lineage: Eukaryota; Fungi; Mortierellomycota; Mortierellomycetes; Mortierellales; Mortierellaceae. Bases 21 to 1520 code for a protein of 499 amino acids. The record is from RefSeq and is a predicted model, not a curated record.